AGAAGAAGAAGAGCGAUUUAUCAAUAUUAUAACAUCCACAGUUGUUGAAGAUUUCAAACUGAAAAUACCACCGAGUUUCAUGGAAAAAUAUGGAACAACAUUAUCAAGCCAUGUUACAUUGACUGUCCCAAACAAUGUUGUCUGGGAAGUGAGACUGAUCAAUGACAAAAGUGAAAUUUUGCUCGACAAAGACUUCAUAGAAUUCUAUUCAAUUGGAUAUGGUCAUGUUUUUCGAUUCAAAUACAAAGGGAAUUCUGAUUUUAACCUCAUCAUCUUCGACAUGACUGCCUCCGAGAUUAAUUACCCUCCUCCACGACGUCCACAAACUGAGGAUGUUCCUCAGACGAGCGAGGAACAAUCGGUAGAAAUAUUGCGAGUUACUCCGAGUUGCAACAAAAGAAAAUUCAGUAGAAGAGCCGUAACACGUUCUAUGCAUAAAAGUUUAGGAAAGGAAAUUGAGGUACAUCAAAAAUCUAUCAAAGAAGAUGAUGAUGAAACUAAGACAGCCAUUGAGAGAGCCAAAAAUCUCAAUACAAAUAAUCCCCUAACUGUUGUGACAGUUCAUUCAACUUAUAAUGCUUCGAUGGCAAUUAUUUCCAAGGGAUUCGUUGAAGAGCAUAUGGUGGGAAGCGACGGUCAAAUGAUUAAGGAACUCACACUAGAGAUUGCGAGUACUAACGAAGGACGGACCAAGCAACGCAAAGUUAAGAAGGAAAUUAUAGAACAGAACCAGCAAUGGAAAGUUAAGUGUCAUCACAAGGAAAAGAAGGAAAUUAUCAUAAAUUGGCGCAAAUUUGUGAAAGAAAACCACGUGAAAUUGGGUGAUGUUUGUGCGUUUGAGCUCGUCGAAGGUGGUGACAUUGAUGUCAAAGUCUUUCUUGUUCACAUAUUUCGUGUCGGAGUUUAGAAGGGAGGAUCCUUUUUGUUUACUAAAUAUCAAUCUCCUUUUCAUAGCUAAUAUUUCGAUGAACUAGUAUAUUGUGAAAGUGUUUUGGUUAGGGAAAUUUGUUUUU
This is a messenger RNA of Impatiens glandulifera, 1013 nucleotides long. RefSeq names its product B3 domain-containing transcription factor VRN1-like. Lineage: Eukaryota; Viridiplantae; Streptophyta; Magnoliopsida; Ericales; Balsaminaceae. The transcript has 4 exons. Gene Ontology annotation, molecular function: DNA binding. The coding region runs from base 80 to 907 and encodes 275 amino acids. The record is from RefSeq and is a predicted model, not a curated record.